Molecule: messenger RNA, 7018 nt
Organism: Nomascus leucogenys (northern white-cheeked gibbon)
Lineage: Eukaryota; Metazoa; Chordata; Mammalia; Primates; Hylobatidae
Gene: ATXN3
Product: ataxin 3
Exons: 9
Coding region: 734-1291 (185 amino acids)
Biological process (GO): protein deubiquitination
Cellular component (GO): nucleus
Molecular function (GO): cysteine-type deubiquitinase activity
Source: RefSeq, a predicted model, not a curated record
CAGAGCGAGACUCCAUCUCAAAGAAAAAAACAUCCUUAAUUCUAAUAAGUCACAGUGUCUCAAACUUACCGUCUGUUGGGUAAAUUUGAGAAAAUGCAAUACCUUGCCACCAUCCUUUUAAAUCAGCCUACCAGAUUGGAUUUCCUUAUUAUGGUUUGUGGCUUUUGAUUAUUAUUAUUUUUUUAAUGUAUAGCUCUCUGAAUUCUUUGGUGGUUAUAUAUAUAUAUAUGUACUUGCAAGAUUCUUUUAUCUGUGGGUCUUUCAUUCUUUUUCUAACACUGUGAGUUGUAUCCAGAGUUCUUUCAGAACCUCUUCUGAGUGACCUAUCUCUGCAGAUAUCUUUGUUUAUAUUUCCCUUGUACUGCCCUCCUGGACUCCUCCUCAUCCACCAGCAUUUCCAUCUAGUGCUUUACCGUGCCACUGCUAACAGGUUAUAAGCAAUGCCUUGAAAGUUUGGGGUUUAGAACUAAUCCUGUUCAACAGUCCAGAGUAUCAGAGGCUCAGGAUCGAUCCUAUAAAUGAAAGAUCAUUUAUAUGCAAUUAUAAGGAACACUGGUUUACAGUUAGAAAAUUAGGAAAACAGUGGUUUAACUUGAAUUCUCUCUUGACGGGUCCAGAAUUAAUAUCAGAUACAUAUCUUGCACUUUUCUUGGCUCAAUUACAACAGGAAGGUUAUUCUAUAUUUGUUGUUAAGGGUGAUCUGCCAGAUUGUGAAGCUGACCAACUCCUGCAGAUGAUUAGGGUCCAACAGAUGCAUCGACCAAAACUUAUUGGAGAAGAAUUAGCACAACUAAAAGAGCAAAGAGUCCAUAAAACAGACCUGGAACGAGUGUUAGAAACAAAUGAUGGCUCAGGAAUGUUAGACGAAGACGAGGAGGAUUUGCAGAGGGCUCUGGCACUAAGUCGCCAAGAAAUUGACAUGGAAGAUGAGGAAGCAGAUCUCCGCAGGGCUAUUCAGCUAAGUAUGCAAGGUAGUUCCAGAAAUAUAUCUCAAGAUAUUCCACAGACAUCAGGUACAAAUCUUACUUCGGAAGAGCUUCGGAAGAGACGAGAAGCCUACUUUGAAAAACAGCAGCAGCAACAGCAGCAGCAGCAGCAGCAGCAGGAGGACCUAUCAGGACAGAGUUCACAUCCAUGUGAAAGGCCAACCACCAGUUCAGGAGCACUUGGGAGUGAUCUAGGUGAUGCUAUGAGUGAAGAAGACAUGCUUCAGGCAGCUGUGACCAUGUCUUUAGAAACUGUCAGAAAUGAUUUGAAAACAGAAGGAAAAAAUAAUAUGUUUACAAAAUAAUUUAGAUAUUCAUACUUUCCAACAUUAUCCUGUGUGAUUACAGCAUAGGGUCCACUUUGGUAAUGUGUCAAAGAGAUGAGGAAAUAAGACUUUUAGUGGUUUGCAAACAAAAUGAUGGGAAAGUGGAACAAUGCGUCAGUUGUAGGACUAAAUAAUGAUCUUCCAAAUAUUAGCCAAAGAGGCGUUCAGCAAUUAAAGACAUUUAAAAUAGUUUUCUAAAUGUUUCUUUUUCUUUUUUGAGUGUGCAAUAUCUAACAUAUCUAAAGUUAGGGCAUUUUUCUUGGAUCUUUUUGCAGACCAGCUAAUUAGCUCUUGCCUCAGGCUUUUUCCAUAUGGUUUGUUUUCCUUUUCUCUCUUGUAGGUAAUUUGGCUCACAUCAUGUGAUAGUGGCUUUCAUUUCUUAUUAACCAAAUUAACCUUUCAGGAAAGUAUCUCUAGUCUGUGUUGAUAAUAGUAAUGGUUCUAGAAGGAUGAACGGUUCUCCCUUCAACUGUAUACCGUGUGCUCCAGUGUUUUCUUGUGUUGUUUUCUCUGAUCACAACUUUUCUGCUACCUGGUUUUCAUUAUUUUCCCACAAUUCUUUUGAAAGAUGGUAAUCUUUUCUGAGGUUUAGCAUUUAAGCCCUACGAUGGGAUCAUUAUUUCAUGACUGGUGCAUUCCUAAACUCUGAAAUCAGCCCUGCACAAGUACUUGAGAAUAAAUGAGCAUUUUUUAAAAUGUGUGAGCAUGUGCUUUCCCAGAUGCUUUAUGAAUGUCUUUUCACUUAUAUCAAAACCUUACAGCUUUGUUGCAACCCCUUCUUCCCGCGCCUUAUUUUUUCCUUUUUUCUCCAAUUGAGAAAACUAGGAGAAGCAUAGUAUGCAGGCAAGUCUCCUUCUGUUAGAAGACUAAACAUAUGUACCCACCAUGAAUGUAUGAUACAUGAAAUUUGGCCUUCAAUUUUAAUAGCACUUUUAUUUUAUUUUUUCUCCUAUGACUGGAGCUUUCUGUUCUCUUUACAGUUGAGUCAUGGAAUAUAGGUGUCUGCUUCACAUCUUUUAGUAGGUAUAGCUUAUCAAAGAUGGUGAUCUGGAACAUGAAAAUAAUUUACUAAUGAAAAUAUGUUUAAAUUUAUACUGUGAUUUGACACUUGCAUCAUGUUUAGAUAGCUUAAGAACAAUAGAAGUCACAGUACUUAGUGGGUCUGUAAAUAAGAAAGUCCAUAGUUUUGAUAAAUAUUCUCUUUAAUUGAGAUGUACAGAGAGUUUCUUGCUGGGUCAAUAGGGUAGUAUCAUUUUGGUGAAAACCAUGUCUCUGAAAUUGAUGUUUUAGUUUCUGUGUUCCCUAUCCCUCAUUCUCCAUCCCCUUUUGAAGCUCUUUUGAAUGUUGAAUUGUUCAUAAGCUAAAAUCCAAGAAAUUUCAGCUGACAACUUCGAAAAUUAAAAUAUGGUAUAUUGCCCUCCUGGUGUGUGGCGCACACAUUUUAUCAGGGAAAGUUUUUUGAUCUAGGAUUUAUUGCUAACUAACUGAAAAGAGAAAAAAUAUCUUUUAUUUAUGAUUAUAAAAUAGUUUUUUCUUGGAUAUAACAGAUUUUUUAAGUCAUUAUUUUGUGCCAAUCAGUUUUCUGAAGUUUCCCUUACACAAAGGGAUAGCUUUAUUUUAAAAUCUAAAGUUUUCUUUUAAUAGUUAAAAAUGUUUCAGAAGAAUUAUAAAACUUUAAAACUGCAAGGGAUGUUGGAAUUUACUACUACUUCCUCAAGAUUUAAAAAGCUAAAUAUUUUAAGACUGAACAUUUAUGUUAAUUAUUACCAGUGUGUUAGUCAUAUUUUCCAUGGAUAUUUGUUCAUUACCUUUUUCCAUUGAAAAGUUAAACUAAACUUUUCAUACACUUGAAUUGAUGAGCUACCUAAUAUAAAAAUGAGAAAACCAAUAUGCAUUUUAAAGUUUUAACUUUAGAUUAUAAAGUUCAUAUAUACCCUAGUUAAAGCACUUAAGAAAAUAUGGCAUGUUUGACUUUUAGUUGCUAGAGAGUUUUUUUUUGUUGUUUUUGUUUUUUUUUUUUUGGAGACGGAGUCUUGCUAUGUCUCCCAGGCUGGAGGGCAGUGGCAUGAUCUCGGCUUACUACAACUUCCACCUCCUGGGUUCAAGCAAUUCUCUUGCCUCAGUCUCCAGAGUAGCUGGGAUUACAGGCGCCCACCACCACACCUGGCAGAUUUUUGUAUUUUUGGUAGAGACACGGUUUCAUCAUGUUUGGCCAGGCUGGUCUCGAACUCCUGACCUCAGGUGAUCCGCCUCCCUUGGCCUCCCAAAGUGCUGGGAUUACAGGCAUGAGCCACUGCGCCUGGCCAGCUAGAGAGUUUUUAAAGCAGAGCUGAGCACACACUGGAUGCGUUUGAAUGUGUUUGUGUAGUUUGUUGUGAAAUUGUUACAUUUAGCAGGCAGAUCCAGAAUCACUAGUGAACUGCCAUCUUGGUGGGGUUGGCUUAAAUUUAAUUGAAUGUUUAGAUUCCAUUUCUUAAUUGAUUGGCCAGUAUGAAAAGAUGCCAGUGCAAGUAACCAUAGUAUCAAAAAAGUUAAAAGUUAUGCAAAGCUGUAGUUCAUACAUCAGUUACUGCCAUUUACUGUAAACCACCUGCAAGAAAGUCAGGAACAACUAAAUUCACAAGAACUGUCCUGCUAAGAAGUGUAUUAAAGAUUUCCAUUUUGUUUUACUAAUUGGGAACAUCUUAAUGUUUAAUAUUUAAACUAUUGGUAUCAUUUUUCUAAUGUAUAAUUUGUAUUACUGGGAUCAAGUAUGUACAGUGGUGAUGCUAGUAGAAGUUUAAAUAAGCCUUGGAAAUACCACUUUCGUAUUUUCAGAUGUCAUGGAUUUAAUGAGUAAUUUAUGUUUUUAAAAUUCAGAAUAGUUAAUCUCUGAUCUAAAAUCAAUCUAUGUUUUUUACGUUAAUCAUAUACAUAUUUCAGUAAUAUAAACUGUUUGAAAAGGCUGCUGCAGGUAAACUCUAUACUAAGAUCUUGGCCAAAUAAUUUACAAUUCACAGAAUAUUUUAUUUAAGGUGGUGCUUUUUUUUUUCGUCCUUAAAACUUGAUUUUUCUUAAGGCUUUAUUCAUGAUGCCAAAGUAAAUGAGGAAAAAAACUCAAAACCAGUUGAGUAUCAUUGCAGACAAAACUACCAGUAGUCCAUAUUGUUUCAUUUAAUAUUAAGUUGAAUAAAAUAAAUUUUAUUUCAGUCAGAGCCUAAAUCACAUUUUGAAUGUCUGAAUUUUUGAUACUAUUUUUGAAAUCAUGCUAGUGCCGGCUGGGCGUGGUAGCUCACGCCUGUAAUCCCAGCAUUUUGGGAGGCCAAAGCGGGUGGAUCAGGAGGUCAGGAGUUCAAGACCAGCUUGGCCAAGAUGGUGAGACCCCCGUCUGUACUAAAAACUACAAAAAUUAGCCGGUCUCGGUGGCAGGUGCCUGUAAUCCCAGCUACGAGGCAGGAGAAUCGCUUGAACCCUGGCGGCAGAGGUUGCAGUGAGCCGAGAUGGUGCCACUGCACUCUAGUCUGGGCAACAGAGUGAGACUCUGUCUCAAAAAAAAAAAAAAAAAUCAUGCUAGUGCCAAGAGCUACUAAAUUCUUAAAACCAGCCCAUUGGACCUGUACAGAUAAAAAAUAGAUUCAGUGCAUAAUCAAAAUAUGAUAAUUUUAAAAUCUUAAGUAGAAAAAUAAAUCUUGAUGUUUUAAAUUCUUAGGAGGAUUCAAUAAUUAAUAUUGAUGACCUCCCGGCUGGGCGCAGUGGCUCAUGCCUGUAAUCCCAGCAGUUCGGGAGGCUGAGGCGGGCGAAUCAAUUCAGGCCAGGAGUUCAAGACCAGUCUGGGCAACAUGGUGAAACCUUAUCUCUACUAAAAAUACAAAAAUUAGCCGGGCGUGGUGGCACACACUUGUAAUCCCAGCUACUCAGGAGGCUAAGAAUUGCAUGAACCUAGGAGGCAGAGGUUGCAGAGUGCCGAGGGCUCACCACUGCAUUCCAGCUUGCGCAACAGAGUGAGACUCUGUCUCUGAAAAAAAAAAAAAAAUACAUAUAUAUAUAUAUAUAUAUAUGACUUCCUAUUAAAAACUUUAUCCCAGCCAGGUGCGGUGGCUCACGCCUGUAAUCCCAACACUUUGGGAGGCUGAGGCAGGUGGAUCACCUGAGGUCAGGAGUUCGAGACGAGCCUGGCCAACAUGGUGAAACCCCAUCUCUACUAAAAAUACAAAAAUUAGCCAGGUGUGGUGGCGGGCACCUGUAAUCCCAGCUACUUGGGAGGCUGAGGCAGGAGAAUCGUUUAAACCCAGGAGGUGGAGGUUGCAGUGAGCUGAGAUCAUGCCAUUGCACCCUAGCCUGGGCAACAAGAGUGAACUCCGUCUUAAAGGUUGUUUUUUUUUUUUUUUUUUAAAUCCGGAAACGAAGAGGCCUUGGGCCGCUAUUUUCUUUUUCUUUCUUUUUUUUUUUUUUUCUGAGACAGAGUCUAGCUCUGCUGCCCAGGCUGGAGUGCAAUGGCACGAUCUUGGCUCACUGCAACCUCUACCUCCCGGGUUCAAGCAAUUCUCCUGCCUCAGCCUCCCAAGUACCUGGGAUUACAGAUACCUGCCACUACACCCGGCGAAUAUUUGUUUUUUUAGUAGAGACGGGUUUUUACGAUGUUAGUCAGGCUGGUCUCAAACUCCUGACCUCAGGUGAUCUGCCUGCCUUGGCCUCCCAAAGUGCUGGGAUUAGAGGUGCAGGCCACCAUGCCUGGCCUCGGGCCACUGUUUUCAAAGUGAAUUGUUUGUUGUAUCGAGUCCUUAACAAGUAUGGAUAUAUGAUAUAUGUGACCCUAAUUAAGAAAUACCAGAUUGGAUCAACUAAUCAUGUCAGCAAUGUAAAUAACUUUUUAUUUUUCAUAUUCAAAAUAAAAACUUCCUUUUAUUCCUGGUCCCUUUAUAACCAGCAUCUUUUUGCUUUAAAAAAUGAGCUGGCUUUGUAUUUUUUUAAAGUCUUAAACAUAAUAAAAGUAUUUUUGUUCAAAUUUGCUUUCAUGAAUGAAGAUUAUUGACAUCGUUGGUAAAUUCUAGAAUUUUGAUUUCGUUUUUUAAUUUGAAGAAAAUCUUUGCAAUUUUUAUUUUUUCCAAGUGGUCUGGCAUUUUAAGAAUUAGUGCUAAUAACGUAACUUCUAAAUUUGUCGUAAUUGGCAUGUUUAAUAGCAUAUCAAAAAACAUUUUAAGCCUGUGGAUUCAUGGACAAAGCAAUGAGAAACAUUAGUGAAAUAUAAAUGGAUAUUCCUGAUGCCUUUAGGGAGCUCUCACUUGUCUCUUGCAUAGUUCAAGGAAUGUUUUCGGAAUUUUUUUAAUGCUUUUUUUUUUGAAAGAGGAAAACAUACAUUUUAAAUGUGAUUAAUUUUUACAACACUGGGCUAUUAGGAAUAACUUUUUAAAAAUUACUGUUCUGUAUAAAUAUUUGAAAUUCAAGUACAGAAAAUAUCUGAAACAAAAAGCAUUGUUUGGCCAUGAUACAAGUGCACUGUGGCAGUGCCGCUUGCUCAGGACCUAGCCCCUGCAGCCCUUCUGUGUGUGCUCCCUCGUAAGUUCAUUUGCUGUUAUUACACACACAGGCCUUCCUGUCUGGUCAUUAGAAAAGCCGGGCUUCCAAAGCACUGUUGAACGCUGAGGAUUCUGUUGUUAGUGUGGAUGUUCAAUGAGUUGUAUUUUAAAUAUCAAAGAUUAUUAAAUAAAGAUAAUGUUUGCUUUUCUA